Chrysemys picta bellii (western painted turtle) is the source of this 2346-nucleotide messenger RNA. RefSeq names its product TAL bHLH transcription factor 2 (gene TAL2). Gene Ontology annotation, biological process: regulation of transcription by RNA polymerase II. NCBI's taxonomy places the organism in Eukaryota, Metazoa, Chordata, Testudines, Emydidae. Gene Ontology annotation, molecular function: DNA-binding transcription factor activity, RNA polymerase II-specific; protein dimerization activity; RNA polymerase II cis-regulatory region sequence-specific DNA binding. The record is from RefSeq and is a predicted model, not a curated record.
GCAAGAGCAGCCUCUCUGUCCAGGGUCUGUGAGCGCAAAGAGACAGAAGGGAAAGCACCCUAAUCUGCUGGAAGUUCACUGGCUGAACCAGGUUUCAAGAGCAGCAAGCACCUGUGUUUGGGGAAAGCCUUGAGUAUGACCAGGAAGAUCUUCACCAACACCAGGGAGCGGUGGAGACAGCAAAACGUCAACAGUGCCUUUGCCAAGCUGAGGAAGCUCAUCCCCACACACCCUCCGGACAAAAAACUGAGUAAGAACGAGACGCUCCGCUUGGCCAUGAGGUACAUCAACUUCCUCGUCACGGUCCUGGGGGAGCAGGGCCUGCCGCAGACAGGAGUGGCCACCCGGGGGAGUAUACUGGGGCUGUUCCAACAAGCCCCCCAUUUGCAGAGUAUGGAGGAACUGACUCUGAUUGAAGACUGUGGAGUCCCUUCUCCGGGCACAAGCAGCAAUAUCCCGGAGUGCUGGUCAGAGUCAUCGUCUCCCUAGCAGGCAAUGAGUGAUGCAGUCCUGGUAUUAGUUUGAUAGUCUCCUUUGCAUAACGUGGAUUGUUUGCCUCUGUACAGUAUUUAUCUAUUUAUAUCUAUUACUGUUGUAUUAAAUAUAUUUUUAUUUAAAAGGAAAGGAGGUGGAAGGAAUCAUUGGAAGGCGGACAAUGGCAUGGAUGAAUAGGGAAUGGUGUUCGACCCUUGGGAAUUUGCAAGGAUUCAAUGUAGUGAUUUCACAGAUUCAUGGAAAAAUCAAAGCCGAGAGGGGACCAUUAUGAUCUGAGCCUCUGUAUAACAGAGGCCAUAGAAUUUCAUCCAGUUAUUGCUGCAAUGGAAGAGAUUAUUCUUCCUUGCUACAUAAGGAGACGCUAUCAAGUCCAGUUGCUUGUGGGUCAGCUGGCGUGUUUCACUUAAAAAAUAUCCAGCCUUGACUGAAAGGUCCAAGUGAUGGAGCAUUUACCACAUCCCUUGGUCGGCUCUUCCAAGUUAAGAGUUUACAUCUUAUUUCUGAAUUGAAUUUUUCUAACAUGUAGCUUCCAACUGCUGGAUCUUGUUUUGCCUUUGUCUGUUAGACCGAAGGGCUCUCUAACAUCAGAAUGAAGCACAAAUGAGUAUAUAAAUAACAGCCACCAAGAAAUUAAAACAGAAAUGCCAGCCUAUGUUGAAAGAAGAAAUGUUAUGGGCGAAGUUUCAGCAGAUGCAAUGGAUAGAGUCCAUCAGCAAAUCUAUACCCAGCUGUGGGAGCACCGGGGGGAAACUGGCCAUCCUCAUUCUGGCUCCAUACAAAACCCACAGAGAGGCUGCUCCUCCAGCCUUCCAUGGCAGGACUUAACGGGCCAGGAGGUAGCCUUAUGUACUUGACAAAGCCCUAGCCCAGCAAAUGCCCCUGUAUGCAAACGUCUAGGCAAAUUCCACACCACCUGCAGACCAUGCCAAACAAGAGUAGGAAGGGGGGACUCCGUGAAGCUGUUGCUGACCAGAAUACAGGCCCGCAUGAGCCCAGCUUUUCCAGCAAACAUGUGUGCCCAUUUGGCACCCUUCCUGAAUUAGGUUUCCUAUGAUCGUCACUCCAGCAUAUGAGACCAGUGCAUAUCUCUAUCAGAAUGGGCGAGGUCGUGUUUGUACAUGUACCCUGUGUGUAUGUACCAUGGGCUUCCCUUGAAACGUGCUGAUUUUGCCUUUGAUAAUUAGAUGAGUUCUCCUCACUGUGAGUUUGAGCCAAAGCCCAAUGAACUCAAGGGAAAAAAUGCAGUAGGAAAUACUUGCAUUGAACUCAGCAGGCUUCGGAUCAUGCCCCAUUAGCAGUAGCCCCAGUACAAAUUAAGGUAGGGCGUGGUUCUCAAACUAUGGGGUGGGCCUCCCAAGGGAGGCAUGGGAAUGUGUCAAGGAAUGUGCACACUCAGUGUAUGGGGGGGGGUUGGUUUUUUUAAGCACUCUGGACUGUGGCUGUCAGUCCCGCAUGGCUAGGGCUCGUGCAGAAGGGCUGUGCACACCCGGGAAGCAGGGAUAAAGGGGAUAGCCAGAGCCCCAGGGUCAGGUUCUUCUUUCCACCUCCCUCAAUCCCUCACUGGAAGGCAGCCGGGGCUCAGGCUAUCCUUUCCCCCAAUCCCAAUCCCUCACCUGGCUGUGGUGGGGCUCUGACUGUCAGUCCCAGUGUGGCUGCAGCAACGCAGAAGUAAGGGUGGCAAUGGGGCACUAAGUCUGCUGUGAAAAGUGAUAUUGAUGAAUAUCACUUUUCACAUUGCCACCCUCAUUUCUGUGCUGCAACUGGCUUGCGCUGCCUUCAGAGCUGGGCACCUGGCCAGCAGCCGCUGCUCUCUGCUCUGCCUUCAGAGCUGGGUGUCCAGCCAGCAGCCGC